This is a messenger RNA of Melampsora larici-populina 98AG31, 2334 nucleotides long. RefSeq lists its product as uncharacterized. Bases 1 to 2334 code for a protein of 777 amino acids. Lineage: Eukaryota; Fungi; Basidiomycota; Pucciniomycetes; Pucciniales; Melampsoraceae. The record is from RefSeq and is a predicted model, not a curated record. The transcript has 5 exons.
AUGGAUGACGGGAUGUUCUGGCGCGUGAACAGAACAAUGGACGCGGUUUUUGGGGCUGAUGUGAUUGACAAAAACCUCUUCAGUGGUUGCUAUGGUAUGGAGUUUGUGCUGGAAUGGCUCGACAAGGCUCGAAAGCAUGCGACAUGGGAUAACACUUCAGAUCAGCUUAUCAAUAUCAAACUCGAAAAUAUCCGUGAAGCGCUCAUCAAACAUGGAGCCCUGCUUCCUGAACCCCGUCAUCGUCCUGCACCUAGUCCUAAGGCCACAAAGGGAAAAAAACGACGAGUGAUCUCUGAGACAUUAGUUUCACCGAUCAAAAUAGUUGAAAAAGAAGGUUUAUCCCCUCCAGCCAAGCGGUUACAAAUCGAGUCAAAAUCAUCAAGAUCUGUUGAUCAUUCAAAUACCGAGAAUGAAAAUACUAGCGACGUCGAAAUCCUAUCUUGCUCUAUUGUACCUUCCGCCAAACCAAAGCAGUCAAAAUAUCAAACUUCCUCAACAUCUGUUGGCCAUUUGGACACUGAGGAAGAAAAUACUAGCGACCUCGAGAUCAUAUCUUGCUCUAUUGUAAAUUCCAAAAAACAUAAGCCGUCAAAAUCGUCGUCCUCUACUAAAGCAGUCUCAUCAAACUUGAAGUCCGCCAAGAAAAAUUCUAAAUCAGCUCCUACGAUUCAAAAUCAUCACACGAGUAACUCAAAAUCGAAGACUUUGAAGACUUCGGUGCACAGCACCAGGCCAGUUUCAACGGUGUUGACCGGCUGCCCACUCACAAGUGGAGAGAUGAUAUGUACACGAUGCAAACUAAAAGAUGACGAUAACGGACUUGAGUUUCUGUGCCAUUGUGGCCACAAGGGUAUCAAACUUUAUGGAGGUCGGGCUCAGAAUGCAGAAGUUCACUGGGCAUCAAAUAGAUGUACCUCUGCAACUCGCGAGAUACGACAGACUGCUUCUGCAUCCCUAUUCUUUGCAAAAUCCGUCCCGAACAAAGAGCCUAUCAUCUCCAAACCUCUCAUCCCAUGCGCUGGGAUAAAUGAUAAGACCUGGAAGCGACCAAAGGCAACACGAGAUAUUCUUGCUUGUAUUAAGGGUGCUUCAAAUAUUUACCACGGCUGUCGGCCUCGAGAAGUUAUAUGUAAAGAGAUGUUUGGCUUUUCAGCUCACAGCAAACUAGAUGAUGAUCAGAGACAGCGCUGGCAGAAUCAAUGCAAAGCCGAAGCAACAUGGUGGAUUAAUCGUAGCUCACCUUUCCAAACCAUUCAUUCGACCAAAUGCCUGGGUACUCUCCCUCGAGUCUUACUCCAGGGUAUGCAUCCUGAAGUAUGUACACCCUGUUGGGAUUUACGAAAGGAUUCAACUCUUAAGAACGCAAUAAACAAAGACUAUUCAGUCGGCGAAAGCGUCAAAUAUACCAGCCGAGCUUUGAUGGAGCCCGAUCUCUUGAAUGCCAAACGUCGACAAUACGAACAUCUUGAUGCUUUAUCAAGUUAUGUUGAGAAUCCAUCGAAGUCGGGCGAUCAAAAGUUCUGGCAAGGUUUUACUGCGAUGGCACUUGAGGGAAAGUUUGAUAACAAUGAUGUCCUAAAGGGUUUACUUAUGGCUGUUACCAAUCGUCAAAAGAGGGAAAACGAAGGCAAGGGACUUACUGGGAUGCAUUUCGAACCUUACUUUGACGACUUCAUAAUGACUCUCGCCGCCAUCAGUCCCAAAUGUGCAGAUUUGUUUACUGAGACUCUGGCCGGACGUGGACCACGAAGCCGACGCUACAUACGUGCAAAUGAAGAUUUGCAGAUGGCAGAAGGUCUGGCGCUAUCCAACUUCGCACGAGUCAAGAAGCACCUUCAGGAGAUCGGGUACGAUGGACCUGUGUCAGUGGGAACCGACGAAACCGUGUGUGUUAAAGCCCUUCGUGUCAGUGGAGAAUUCAUAGUAGGUUCUCAAGGAGGAGACGUACACUUUGAGUCGAUGCAAGACCUUACAGCUAAAGUUAAGGACUUGAUCUCGCACAAACAAUUGUGCUCAAAAAUUCGUGCUUAUACUGUUCAGGUACCACUACCUGGUGUUCCAACUUAUGUUGUUGCCCUCUUACCAAGUAACCAGAACGAAACCGCUGAGGAUGUCUGUAUAAAGCACGAGUCCUUCCUUACUCUCGCGCAAGACGCCGGUCUUAAAGUUCUAUCGCUUGGCUCCGAUGGUGCGGCCACUGAGAUGUAUCCACAUCAAAAUCCCGCUGUUUGGAAGCAAUCAGAUACCUCUGGUGAUUGUGCAAGACCCAAAACAUGCACGCAAGACAGGAGCCAAUCAACUACUGUCUGGAGCUCGACUGCUUGCGUUUGGUAA